AUGCGCCCUAAGCCCGUGUCGUCGCUGCAGAAGACCUACGACGACUGCUAUUUGAUGUGCUCGACGGCUGUUUAUUUUGAGGGUCAAAAUAAUGAAGAAGAAGCCUUGAAAUCUUGGCGCUCCGCCUUGGAAACCAUCUACUACCACAACGCCUACCGACUCCCUGCAAGAUACACCCCAAAUUCUGAGACAGAACGCGCUUUGCAAGAGUCCAUCCGCCAGCUGGAGCUUCAAUGCCGUGAGCGAGUCGACCUCCUGGGUGCCCUUCGCGAGAGCAGAAAGGAUUCCGUUUCGGGGAAGUCUCCGCCUCCAGGUAGCAACGCCACUCGCGGCUGGAUUGGAGAGGGAACCGUCCCCGCGGUCGGAUAUACUGAUCUCUCCAAGCCGCCCACCAUCGCCGGUCGCUCGUCGGUGUCGAGCGCAGCGACUACCCCCCCUGCAUCGGACCCAGCGCUGCCGCCGCCGCCGCCGCCACCACCUCCUCCCCGCCCUACCGCUCCAAUGCGGUCGGAAUCGCAGUCUUCUGCUGCUAAAUCGAGUUCUCGCACACCGAGCCCCGAACGGCGAAAGUUGAUGAUGCCCUCCUUGCGCAAUCUAACCUUGAAAAAGCCGAAGAAGAAGGAGAGUUCAUCGCGACGGAAGGAAUUGCGGCCCGCUGCCGCCUCGCAGGCGGCGGGUCUCGCCUGGGGGAGUAUCUAUCGUACUCCUUCCUCCCCUGAUAAAACGGCCAAUGAUGCCGCUUUAGCCUCCUCUCGCCAAAGUCUCUCGAAUGACUCGGGCUUUCGAAGGGACUUUGAGCUGCCUCGGGCUAAUUCUGCUGAAGAACAGCGCUUGAGAAGGACGACUCCCCACCGUCCUGCUGAAAAUGCAGAGGACCGUCGAGAAGGGCGAAAGCUCAAAACAGCGGCCGAUAAACCAAUCAAAAAGUCUCCCGCGAAAAGAACGUCGUCAUCUACUCCAACAACCCCUGUACCCAAACAUCGUGGUUCAGCUGAGAUCCGACAGCAACGGGCUAGUACCGCGCGUUCCCAAUCUGCUUCUUUGGCGCCAGAACCGAAAGAUGUGCCUGCACCAUGUCCUUCCCCCAAACCACUGGUUAAGCCUAAGCCUGUAUCUUUAAGAGCGUUGCAACCACCACCACCACCACCACCACCACCCCCGCCGUCUUCUUCAUCUCCUGGCCCGUCCCUGGGAGCUGUAGAUAGCCCAAAGUCAGAUGUCAAACCGACAUCAAAGCCCCAAGCACCACGCGGAUCUGCCACAGACAAACAUCUAGUUCCUGGUAUGAGUAAUAUGUCUCUUUUGCCAAAGGGCCCGGUUCGACGUACCCCGGUCCCCAAACGUGCCGUGACGCCACCGUCAAGUGAUCCUGAAUCUUGGGGUCUCAAAUCUACUGAUGCUGACGAAGAUGAUAUCGAAGACUACGACCCUGACGGAGCCGAAGACGAUUCCAUCAUGAAUGUACUGAAAAAGCUGCCGAGGGGGGUUGAUGUGAAUGCUGCGCGACAGGUUCUGAAUGACAUUGUUGUCCGCGGAGACGAAGUCCACUGGGACGAUAUUGCUGGCCUGGAGGCUGCCAAAAAGGCUCUCAAAGAAGCCGUGGUCUAUCCGUUCUUACGUCCAGAUUUGUUUUCUGGGCUACGAGAACCGGCCCGCGGUAUGCUUCUCUUUGGGCCUCCCGGGACGGGGAAGACGAUGCUUGCGCGGGCAGUUGCUACAGAGUCAAAAUCAACCUUUUUCUCUGUAUCAGCGUCAACCCUGACAUCCAAAUGGCAUGGAGAGAGCGAGAAGCUCGUUCGCGCACUUUUUGGACUAGCCAAGGCGCUCGCUCCAUCGAUCAUCUUUGUCGACGAGAUCGACUCGCUUCUCUCCGCGCGGUCAUCAGGAACAGAGAAUGAAGCAUCCCGCCGCUCAAAGACCGAAUUUCUCAUCCAAUGGUCGGACUUGCAGCGGGCUGCAGCCGGGCGGGAACAGCCAGGCAAAACGGGCGACGCAAGCCGGGUCCUCGUGCUUGCCGCGACAAACAUGCCCUGGGACAUUGACGAAGCCGCGCGCCGUCGUUUCGUCCGUCGCCAGUACAUCCCUCUUCCCGAACAUCACGUCCGGGAACAGCAGCUCCGCCGACUCCUCAGCCACCAAGUUCACGAACUCAGCGACGAAGAUAUCGAAGUCUUAGUCCAGGUUACAGACGGUGCUUUCCCUCCUAGCCUCUUACCCCCUCUUUCGCUCCUUUCGCUUCGCAUUAAGCUAACAAUAAUGAAUCAUACAGGCUUCUCCGGCUCGGACAUCACAGCCCUCGCCAAGGAUGCCGCCAUGGGACCUCUCCGCAACCUAGGCGAAGCCCUCCUCCACACACCCAUGGACCAGAUCCGGCCCAUUCACUUCCAGGACUUUGAAGCUAGUUUGCUCUCUAUCCGUCCUAGCGUUAGUAAAGAUGGCCUUCGCGCGUAUGAAGACUGGGCUCGACAGUUUGGGGAGCGCGGAGGAUAA
Messenger RNA from Aspergillus ochraceoroseus IBT 24754, 2490 nucleotides. Its product is annotated as putative AAA family ATPase. Bases 1 to 2490 code for a protein of 829 amino acids. NCBI's taxonomy places the organism in Eukaryota, Fungi, Ascomycota, Eurotiomycetes, Eurotiales, Aspergillaceae. The transcript has 2 exons. The record is from RefSeq and is a predicted model, not a curated record. Gene Ontology annotation, molecular function: ATP hydrolysis activity; ATP binding.